This is a messenger RNA of Schizophyllum commune H4-8, 1235 nucleotides long. RefSeq names its product protein prenylyltransferase. The record is from RefSeq and is a predicted model, not a curated record. Gene Ontology annotation, cellular component: Rab-protein geranylgeranyltransferase complex; cytoplasm. NCBI's taxonomy places the organism in Eukaryota, Fungi, Basidiomycota, Agaricomycetes, Agaricales, Schizophyllaceae. The transcript is spliced from 7 exons. The coding region runs from base 46 to 1080 and encodes 344 amino acids. Gene Ontology annotation, biological process: protein geranylgeranylation. Gene Ontology annotation, molecular function: Rab geranylgeranyltransferase activity.
GACGUCCAUUGUCCCCGUCAUUGUACUUCGUCGGAAUCUCAGAAUAUGCAUGGAGUCAAACGCGUCGUCUACACGCCAGAGGCGCUGGAGGCCAAGAAGAAGCGCGAGCAGGCGAGACUACAAGAGUACCUUGCCCUCUCUGAGGCCGUCUUGAGCAAGAAACGGGCGCGCGAGAUCUCUAAGGAGGCGUUCGAUCUAACGACGAAGAUGCUCGAGAUUAACCCCGAAUUCUAUUCUGUGUGGAACUACCGGCGCGAUAUCAUGACGAAGGGCCUCUUCCCCGAGACCACUAAAGAGGGAAUCAACGAUCUUCUCUCGGCUGACCUGGCGCUUACUACCGCCGCCUUGCGAGCCCAUCCUAAGGUCUACUGGAUAUGGAAUCACCGCAGAUGGUGUCUCGCGAACGUCCCUGAUGGUCCCGGAACGUCCGAAGAAGGGGACGUCAAUGGAUGGCGGCAGGACUACUGGAACAAGGAGCUCUAUAUCGCCGAGCGGAUGCUGGAGGUCGAUGCACGCAAUUUCCACGCAUGGAACUACAGGCGAUAUGUCUCGGCCAAUAUGCCCGUUCCAAGACCCGCCAUGAACGAGAUCGACUACACGAUGCAGAAGAUCAAGUCCAACUUCUCCAACUUCAGCGCUUGGCAUCAUCGCUCGAAAGUCUUGCCAACCUUAUGGCAAAGUGGCGCAUUGAACCCGAAGGCCUCCCGUGAGACUGAGUUUGACUUGGUGCGGAACGCGAUGUACACAGAUCCCAACGACCAAAGCGUCUGGAUGUACCACCGAUGGCUCGUCGGACCUGGUGACGACCGAGAGGUUCUCGAGCGCGAGAUAUCUGCAAUACAAGAGUUGCUGGAAGCCAUUCAAGAUGAGCCAGACGAGGGGUCCAACGUAAAAUGGUGCAUGGACUCCCUUGUGCAUUACAAGCGACUUCUCUUGCGAAAGAACUCGGGAGCGGUUGACACUGAUGAGCUCAGAGGAGAAUGCCUUCAGCUCCUCGAAGACCUGCAACAAAAGGACCCUGCGCGACGGCAACGAUACCGAGAUAUAGGCGCUCAUCUUGACCGUGCCGUUCCGUGCUAAGACCUAAACAGCAUACUCGUCCUGUGGUCGCAUACUACUAUGCAAUAAAUGUCGUCUCACUCUCAAUCGCGUAUUCCUGGCGACCAAACUAUAUUCCCUUAUGCAUUAUGAUGGUACAGAUUUACAAGAACGGGUGCCGUCCGGCACAGGUGCAG